Funneliformis caledonium is the source of this 795-nucleotide messenger RNA. The record is from the annotation of a GenBank genome assembly. Lineage: Eukaryota; Fungi; Glomeromycota; Glomeromycetes; Glomerales; Glomeraceae.
GAUAAGGAACCUCUUAUAGUUUAUAAUCGCACAACCUCAAAAACCGAAUCAGUUGUCGAGAUUGGUGCAAUCACUGCAGAAUCUUUAGACCAAGUAGUCGAACGAGCAAAUAUUAUUUUCACCUCCCUUGCAAAUGAUGACGCAGUUAAUCAAGUUUACGAUGAAUUACUAAAAUCAUCGAGAUCUAAUGAUGGAAAAAAUGCAAUUUUUAUUGAAAUGAGCACAAUUUAUCCAACAACAAUUGCUAAUAUCAAGGAGAGGGUUGAAAAAAUUCCAAACCGACAUAUCAUCUGUUGUCCUGUAUGGGGUCCACCUAUUAGUGCAAAGGAAGCUCAAUUAGUUAUAAUCACUUCUGGCCAUCAAGCCGCUAUUGAACAUGUUAUGCCCUUACUUAUACCUGUAUUGGGAAAAAAAACAAUUUCCAUUGGCGAAGAUGUAACGAAAGGUGUGACAUUUAAAUUAACCGGAAAUUUUUUCAUUGCUGGUAUAAUUGAAUUAUUAUCUGAAGGAAUGACUUUGGCUGAAAAGACUGGAAUUGGAAGAGAUAAACUUAUGGAAUUUGUUGAUUUAUUCUUUCCAUUCGGAAGUUUUCAAAAUUAUGUCACUAAUUCUUUAAAAGAUGUUGAUCAUAUGCGACAUCUCGCCGCAGAAUACGAAUGUCCACUCCCAGUUAUUGACAUUGUUCACCAACAUCUUAUUUCCGCAAAAGCGAACAAUGGAGAGAAUUAUGAUUGGUCAAGUAUUGUUGGAGUAUUGAGAAUCGCUGCUGGAUUACCUUUUGUUAAGAAAGAAUAA